AUUACAGCAGGUAAAGUGGGCCAUUAAUUCGCAAGGUUUGGGAAGGAAAAAGGUCUCUGCCACCAUGAAGGCGGCCUUCUUGGACAUCCUGUCUGUUGUGGUCGUCUCUGUCUGGGCUGCCUUUGCUGUUGAUUUCCCUCUUCCUGCCGCCUCCAGCGGGGAUCUCCUAGAGGAGACCAAGGUGAAGUGUAUCGAGAACAUAAACAAGUGCUGGUUUUUCUCCUACAUCAAGCCAAGUGAACCUAUAUGUGGCAGUGACCAGCUUACCUACAGUGGUGAAUGCCAUCUCUGCUUCAAAAUUCUAUAUGAAGGACUUAACACAACUAAACUAUAUGAUGGACCAUGUGUAAGUAAAAGCCACUUUUCUUUUUUU
Molecule: messenger RNA, 373 nt
Organism: Erinaceus europaeus (western European hedgehog)
Lineage: Eukaryota; Metazoa; Chordata; Mammalia; Eulipotyphla; Erinaceidae
Gene: SPINK8
Product: serine peptidase inhibitor Kazal type 8 (putative)
Exons: 5
Molecular function (GO): protein binding
Source: RefSeq, a predicted model, not a curated record